This is a messenger RNA of Malurus melanocephalus (red-backed fairy wren), 2127 nucleotides long. It is a transcript of the gene SLC23A1, whose product is annotated as solute carrier family 23 member 1. The coding region runs from base 16 to 2070 and encodes 684 amino acids. Gene Ontology annotation, molecular function: transmembrane transporter activity. The record is from RefSeq and is a predicted model, not a curated record. The transcript is spliced from 14 exons. Gene Ontology annotation, cellular component: membrane. Gene Ontology annotation, biological process: transmembrane transport. NCBI's taxonomy places the organism in Eukaryota, Metazoa, Chordata, Aves, Passeriformes, Maluridae.
CACAACCCCCAGCCAAUGGUCGCUGUCCCGCCCGCCGCCCCUGUCACCGCCACCGCCCGACUGGUGACUAAAGUCCUUCCCACGGCCAUAAAACCCCCCCGAGCAGGGACAUCGCCGCCGGGGACACGUCGUCAGAGGAUGGGGACCCGCUCAGGAGACCUGGCUCAGCCCCAGAAUGGGAACCCCGCUGGCUCCCCGCCGACCCCCGGCAAGGAGCUGCCUGCGACGGGCAGGCAGGACCCCGGGGCGGGCACCGGGCCCCCCCGGCCGGAGGUGGACAUGCUCUACUUGAUCGAGGACGUGCCCCCCUGGUACCUCUGCAUCCUGCUCGGCUUCCAGCACUACCUGACCUGCUUCAGCGGCACCAUCGCCGUCCCCUUCCUGCUGGCCGAGAGCCUGUGCGUGGGCAAGGACCAGCUCACCGUCAGCUACCUCAUCGGCACCAUCUUCACCUGCGUCGGYAUCACCACCCUCAUCCAGACCACCGUGGGCAUCAGGCUGCCCCUCUUCCAGGCGAGUGCGCUGGCUUUCCUGGUCCCCGCCAAGUCCAUCCUGGCCCUGGAGAAGUGGCGCUGCCCACCCGAAGAGCAGAUCUACGGCAACUGGUCRCUGCCGCUCAACACCUCGCACAUCUGGCAGCCCCGCAUGCGAGAGGUACAUCCCCCCACCGCCCCCGGGCGCCCCAAACCGCCUGGCGGGCUGCUGACACCCUCUCCUCUGCUUCUGUGUGCCUUGCAGAUCCAGGGGGCCAUCAUGGUGUCCAGCCUGGUGGAGGUGGUCAUCGGGCUGCUGGGGCUCCCCGGGGCACUGCUCAGCUACAUCGGGCCGCUGACCGUCACCCCCACCGUGUCCCUCAUCGGACUCUCCGUCUUCCAAGCGGCCGGUGACCGGGCCGGCUCCCACUGGGGCAUCUCUGUGCUGACCAUCUUCCUGAUUAUCCUGUUCGCCCAGUACYUGCGGCAGGUCGCCAUCUACUUGCCCGGCUACCGGCGGGGCCGUGGCUUCGUCCUGUUCCGCGUCCAGAUCUUCAAGAUGUUCCCGAUCAUCCUGGCYAUCAUGCUGGUGUGGCUGAUCUGCUACAUCCUGACCCGCACUGGAGUGUUCCCCAGCCAGCCCGAGGAGUACGGGUACAAGGCCAGGACGGACGCCCGCGGAGAGAUCCUGUCCGUGGCACCCUGGUUCCGGGUCCCCUACCCCUGCCAGUGGGGGCUGCCCACGGUGACCUCGGCAGCCGURCUGGGCAUGUUCAGCGCCACGCUGGCGGGCAUCAUCGAGUCCAUCGGGGACUACUACUCCUGUGCCCGKCUGGCAGGAGCUCCUCCGCCCCCAGUGCACGCCAUUAACAGGGGUAUUUUCACCGAGGGCAUUUCCUGCAUCAUCGCGGGGCUGCUGGGAACCGGCAACGGCUCCACGUCCUCCAGCCCCAACAUCGGCGUCCUGGGCAUCACCAAGGUGGGGAGCAGGAGGGUGAUCCAGUACGGCGCCGGGAUCAUGCUCGUGCUGGGGACCAUCGGCAAGUUCACGGCGCUCUUCGCCUCCCUGCCCGACCCGGUCCUCGGCGGGAUGUUCUGCACCUUAUUCGGAAUGAUCACGGCCGUCGGCCUCUCCAACCUGCAGUUCGUCGACAUGAAUUCCUCCCGAAACCUCUUCGUGCUGGGCUUUGCCAUGUUUUUCGGGCUGACGCUGCCGAACUACCUGGAUUCCCACCCCGGGGCCAUUAACACAGGUGUCCCCGAGCUGGACCAGAUUCUGACGGUGCUGCUGACGACGGAGAUGUUCGUCGGGGGAAUCAUCGCCUUCGUCCUGGACAACACCAUCCCGGGGACGCAGGAGGAGCGAGGGCUGGUGCAGUGGAAGGCAGGAGCGCACUCGGACAGCACSACCAGCGCCAGCCUGAGGAGCUACGACUUUCCAUUCGGGAUGGGCGCGGUGCGGAGGAGCCGCUGGCUGCGGAAAGUGCCCAUCUGCCCCGUGUUCACCGGGUUCAGGGCCCGGGCGAGGGGCAGGGGCGCGGCGGCCGCAGAGGCGCCGGGCGGCACAGACGGSCUCUCGGUGUGCACAAAGGUCUGAGCGAGGGCAGGGUCCCUGGAGGGUCCCGCCCCAGCGCCGGAGGAGCCGAGCCGAGCU